GGGAGGUCGGGGGCGGGGAGCAGGAGGCGGCGGGCCCCGGGAAGAAAAGAACAUGGCUCCUGCAGCGCGCUGCGCCGAGCGCGGCGAAGGGCGAAGGCGCGCGGGGCGCCAGUGACCGCGAUGGUGAACUCGAGUCGCGUGCAGCCGCAGCAGCCCGGGGCCCCGAAGCGGUCGCCAGCGUCCCGAGCGGCCGGCCCCGGCCGGCUGAUGGCGGGCGGCGCGGCCGUGGGCGCCGGCCUCGGGGCUCCAAGCGGCCUCCGCGAGCAGAGGGGCCUGGAGAUCGAGAUGGAGCGUAUCCGGCAGGCGGCCGCGCGGGACCCCCCGGCCGGAGCCUCAGCGUCCCCCUCUCCUCCGCUCUCGUCGUGCUCGCGGCAGGCUUGGAGCCGUGACAACCCAGGCUUCGAGGCCGAGGAGGAGGAGGAGGAAGAGGAGGUGGAAGGAGAGGAAGGAGGAAUGGUGGUGGAGAUGGACGUGGAGUGGCGCCCGGGCAGCCGGAGGUCGGCCGCCUCCUCCGCCGUGAGCUCCGUGGGCGCCCGGGGCCGGGGGCUGGGGGGUUACCACGGCACUGGCCACCCGAGCGGGAGGCGGCGCCGGCGAGAGGACCAGGGCCCGCCGAGUCCCAGCCCGGCCGGCGGCGGGGACCCGCUGCAUCGCCACCUCCCCCUGGACGGGCAGCCGCCCCGAGUGGCCUGGGCCGAGAGGCUGGUUCGUGGGCUGCGAGGUCUCUGGGGAACAAGACUCAUGGAAGAAAGCAACACUAACCGAGAGAAGUAUCUUAAAAGUGUUUUACGGGAGCUGGCCACAUACCUCCUUUUUCUCAUAGUCUUGUGCAUUUUGACCUAUGGGAUGAUGAGUUCCAGUGUGUACUACUAUACCCGGAUAAUGUCACAACUCUUCCUAGACACCCCAGUGUCCAAAACAGAGAAAACAAACUUUAAAACUCUUUCUUCAGUGGAAGACUUCUGGAAGUUCACAGAAGGUGCCUUAUUGGAUGGGCUGUACUGGAAGACACAGCCCAGCAACAGAACCGAAGCUGACAACCGAAGCUUCAUCUACUACGAGAACCUCCUGUUAGGGGUGCCACGUAUCCGGCAACUCAAAGUCAGAAAUGGAUCCUGUUCUAUCCCCCAGGACUUGAGAGAUGAGAUUAAAGAAUGCUAUGAUGUCUACUCAGUCAGUAGUGAAGACAGAGCUCCUUUCGGUCCAAGAAAUGGAACUGCUUGGAUCUACACAAGUGAAAAAGACUUGAAUGGGAGUAGCCACUGGGGAAUGAUUGCAACCUAUAGUGGAGCUGGCUAUUACCUGGAUUUGUCAAGAACAAGAGAGGAGACAGCUGCUCAGGUUGCUAGCCUCAAGAAAAAUGGCUGGCUGGACCGAGGAACCAGGGCAACUUUUAUUGACUUUUCAGUAUACAACGCCAACAUUAACCUGUUCUGUGUGAUCAGGUUAUUGGUUGAAUUCCCAGCAACAGGCGGUGUGAUUCCAUCUUGGCAAUUUCAGCCUGUAAAGCUGAUCCGAUAUGUCACAACUUUUGAUUUCUUCCUGGCAGCCUGUGAGAUUAUCUUUUGUUUUUUUAUCCUUUACUAUGUGGUGGAAGAGAUACUGGAAAUUCGCAUUCACAAGCUACACUAUUUCAGGAGUUUCUGGAAUUGUCUGGAUGUUGUGAUCAUUGUGCUGUCAGUGGUAGCUAUAGGAAUUAACAUAUAUAGAACAUCCAAUGUGGAGGUGCUACUACAGUUUCGAGAAGAUCAAAAUACUUUCCCCAACUUUGAGCAUCUGGCAUACUGGCAAAUACAGUUCAACAAUAUAGCUGCUGUCAUCGUAUUUUUUGUCUGGAUUAAGCUCUUCAAAUUCAUCAACUUUAACAGGACCAUGAGUCAGCUCUCCACAACCAUGUCUCGGUGUGCCAAAGACCUCUUUGGCUUUGCAAUUAUGUUCUUCAUUAUUUUCUUAGCGUAUGCUCAGUUGGCCUACCUCGUCUUUGGCACUCAAGUUGAUGACUUCAGUACUUUCCAAGAGUGUAUUUUCACUCAAUUCCGUAUCAUUUUGGGUGAUAUCAACUUCGCAGAGAUUGAGGAAGCUAAUCGAGUUUUGGGACCAAUUUAUUUCACUACAUUUGUGUUCUUUAUGUUCUUCAUUCUUUUGAAUAUGUUUUUGGCCAUCAUCAAUGAUACUUACUCUGAAGUUAAAUCUGAUUUGGCCCAGCAGAAAGCUGAAAUGGAACUCUCAGAUCUUAUCAAAAAGGGCUACCAUAAAGCCUUGGUCAAACUAAAACUGAAAAAAAAUGCUGUGGAUGACAUUUCUGAGAGUCUGAGGCAAGGGGGAGGCAAGUUAAACUUUGAUGAACUUCGACAAGAUCUCAAAGGGAAGGGCCAUACUGAUGCAGAGAUCGAGGCAAUAUUCACAAAAUAUGACCAAGAUGGAGAUCAAGAACUGACCGAACAUGAACAUCAGCAGAUGAGAGACGACUUGGAAAAAGAGAGGGACCUGGAUCUGGACCACAGCUCUUUACCACGUCCCAUGAGUAGCCGAAGUUUCCCACGAAGCCUGGAUGAUUCUGAGGAGGAUGAUGAUGAAGACAGUGGGCAUAGCUCCAGAAGGAGGGGAAGCAUCUCCAGUGGGGUUUCUUAUGAAGAAUUUCAAGUGCUGGUGAGACGAGUGGACCGCAUGGAGCACUCCAUCGGCAGCAUCGUGUCCAAGAUUGACGCUGUGAUCGUGAAGCUGGAGAUCAUGGAGCGGGCCAAACUGAAGAGAAGGGAAGUGUUGGGAAGGCUGCUGGAUGGGGUGGCGGAGGAUGAAAGACUGGGUCGUGACAGUGAAAUCCACAGGGAGCAGAUGGAGCGGCUAGUACGGGAGGAACUGGGGCGCUGCGAAUCCGAUGAUGCAGCUUCCCAAACUAGUCAUGGUCUAGGCACACCCGUGGGACUGAACGGUCAAGCUCGCCCCAGAAGCUCCCGCCCUUCUUCCUCCCAGUCUACAGAAGGAAUGGAAGGUGUAGGUGCAAACGGGAGUUCCAAUAUCCACGUCUAGGAUGUGUGCUAGUAUGUGUUCCUAAUCGGUGAGAAAGGGGCUGACGUGUCCUGCAUUGCCAGGGCAGGUACACUCUUUAUAUGCCCUGACCACCGUAGGAUGCCGGUCUUUGUGACCAGCCAUUAAGUCUUCUGCACUUUAAUUUAUUUUAGAUAAACCUUGCCCAUGGAUCAAAGAAGAUUUUUUUUUUCUCAUGUAAGAAAUCUAGGUGUAAAUAUUGAGUCUAGAAAAAAAGUCUUUGUAAAGUAUAUGGAGUGGUAUGCCCACUUGCUACCAUGGAUGAGUCUUCUCAGUUGACAAUGAAGUAGCCUUUAAAGUGAGGAGAGAAGCGUCAAAAGGCUUCUGAGUUUUAUUUCCAAUCAUGAAAAUCAGUAUUGUCAUUUUUGCCCAGUGUGUGAAGGGAAAGUAGGGGCAUUCCUUCCCAUGCAGGCUGAGCUCAUGGAUGUAAUACAUAGCUUUCUUUUAAGAAAGGAGCCUUUUGUUUCAACUACCUUCCCCGGGGUAAACUUUUCUAAAAGAUAAACUCGAAAAGAACUCCAAACCAUAGAAUGGGUAUGUAGUCAUUAUGCUAGAAUUUGUAUGAAUGGUUAAGAUAAAUGUUGGAUACUGUGCUUUUCUUUGGGUAUUAUAUCAUAUCUAAUGUCUGUGGGAAUAACUGUUUCACUUAAUUCACACUAUUUUUGCUCUGAACUGCAUGAAGCCACCGAAGAUUGAUUGUGGAUUAAAAUGUCAUCUCCAACCAUAACAUGGGAAAAUUGGAAGGAGCCCUAUCACUAAGUUUGACUUACUCUAAUAAUUAGUUUAGUAUAAAGAUUUGUCCAUAUAUUCUCUUCCCAGGUGGCCCAACUUAUUUGCAACUGAUUUUAAUGUAACUAAUCUGGGAAGGCCAACUUACUAAAUGUUUUAAGUAUGUACUGAAGGUUUUAACUCAGCAAAUAUGUUCAUUUUACACAAGAAUUUAAAGUUUUGAAAUUCACAUAUAAAUAUUGUGAGACUAAAGUUUGAGUUUUAUGCCGUUUUGAGAAUAUAGAACUCAAAUACUUUUUUUUUUUUAUGAGAGGGAGGGGCAGAGGAAGAGGGAGAGAGACAACCUUAAGCAGGCUCCAUGCUCAGCACAGAGCCCAACAUGAGGCUCGAUCUCUUGACCCUGAGAUCAUGGCCUGAGCCGAAAUCAAGAGUUGGAGACUUAACCAGCUGAGCCACCCAGGCACUCUGAGAACUCAGAUACUCUUGAUCCUGCAUUUCAAAACUAGAAUUUAUAAUCUAAAUGGAGCUCAGUUUAAUCAAAAGGAGUUUCUGGUAUUGAAAAUUCAUUAUCAGAAUGUAUCAGCCAAAGUUUGAAUUUGCAGCAGAUUUUUUUUUAGGAGAGGGUCUCACCAAAUUUAUGGAGAAGAAAUCUAUUUCUCAAUUUGAUCUUAUUUUUCAAAAGUGUUGAAUGAGGUAACCUUUUGAGAGCUAAUGGGAUGAGCAAGGGAGAAUGCAGUGUUGGUGAAUUAACUCUGACUCGGAGAACAAUAGAAGAGAGGCCUGUGUUUUAGUGCCUUGUUCUGAAUUCACAUGUUGUUCAUGUAAUUGGUAGAAUAUGUCAGUCAAAUCUUCAAUGAAAACACGAGCAAAUGAACUUUAAAAGCUGGCUUCGAUAGAAGUGGUACACAUUGGGUUUCUUUCACAGUAUUUCUCACGGCUUUCUUUCCAUCUUUACUUUCUUUUGAAUAUGCUACACAAAGUUCUUUAUUACUAGGUACUACAGUUUGCAUUCCAGGGAUAUUGAGUGUAUGUAUUUAUAUUUGUGUACCGUGUUGUUACCUGUAAACAAACUUCAAUUUGAAGUGCAGCCAUUAUGUGGUAUCCAUGUGUAUUGACCACGUGCCAUAUAUCAAUUAUGGUCACUAGAAAGUCUUUCUGUAUACUUAUUAUUAUACUGUUUCUCAUUCCACCUGAAAGACUUUACAACAUUCUUUUUUUACCCGUAAGUUACAUUUUUUCUCUUUAGUCAUGGAGAACUCCUUCUCAUCCCUGUCCUGUCACCUUCCCCUCUAUAUUUGUAUUAUUAAGAAGAUGUUACAUAUGCAAGGCUCUUGACAAUCGAGAAUUUCAUUAAUGUGUAAUAUUGAGCUCUUUACUUCUCAAUAAAGACUUGGGAUAACAACAGAUGUUAUAGUUGUCUAUUUCCUAAGGAGAAGGAGCUGGGCAAUUUGUUAUCAUGAGACUCAUUAGUAAAGACUUACACUUUGAAAAAGGCAUCUUCUUUUUUUAUGUCCAAAGAACAAUAUGAUUGACACAUUACUUCUUCUGCAAUAUGUACUUCUAGGAGGUUAUUCUGAGGAUUGUGU
This is a messenger RNA of Zalophus californianus (California sea lion), 5363 nucleotides long. It is a transcript of the gene PKD2, whose product is annotated as polycystin 2, transient receptor potential cation channel. Bases 121 to 3030 code for a protein of 969 amino acids. The record is from RefSeq and is a predicted model, not a curated record. Lineage: Eukaryota; Metazoa; Chordata; Mammalia; Carnivora; Otariidae. Gene Ontology annotation, molecular function: voltage-gated sodium channel activity; voltage-gated calcium channel activity; potassium channel activity. Gene Ontology annotation, cellular component: membrane. The transcript has 15 exons. Gene Ontology annotation, biological process: potassium ion transmembrane transport; release of sequestered calcium ion into cytosol; detection of mechanical stimulus.